Messenger RNA from Conger conger (European conger), 2398 nucleotides. Its product is annotated as protein-glutamine gamma-glutamyltransferase 2-like. Gene Ontology annotation, molecular function: protein-glutamine gamma-glutamyltransferase activity. Gene Ontology annotation, biological process: peptide cross-linking. NCBI's taxonomy places the organism in Eukaryota, Metazoa, Chordata, Actinopteri, Anguilliformes, Congridae. The transcript is spliced from 13 exons. The record is from RefSeq and is a predicted model, not a curated record. The coding region runs from base 116 to 2191 and encodes 691 amino acids.
GCCAACCCUAAAAGGGGCAGGGUUGCACGCACAAUCUUUACCGAGUCCCUCAGACAUCCCACAGUGAAAACUGCCUUUACAGGGAGAACACUGACUCCGUUACUGCUGCCUUAAGAUGACUUCUGCAAUCUCUGAAGUGGAUUUCCACUGUGAGAAGAACAAUGAGGCCCACAAGACGAAUGAAAUCUCUACAGAGCGGCUGAUCGUCAGGCGAGGGGAGAGAUUCCGCCUCACUAUCCACUCCAGCAAUGACCAAAGCCUCAAUGCUAACAACUUGGAACUCACCGUCCAAACAGGACCGGAGCCCUCUGAAGACUUAGGGACCAAGUCUGUGUUUGGUGUCACCGGGAAAAGUCAGUCAAAGAAGCCCUGGGUUGCUAAAGUCAAAGACACUUCCCCUACAUCAGUCACCCUGUACAUCAUUAGCCAUGACUUUGCCAGCAUUGGGGAGUACAGCCUCUCGGUGAAGACACACCCUGAUAUGACUGAGGGAGACAGCGUUGGGACCUUUGUUCUCCUGUUUAAUCCUUGGUGUAAAAAGGACUGGGUGUACCUGGACAAUGAAAAGGAGAGAGAGGAGUAUGUCAUUAAUGAACAGGGCCUGCUUUACCAAGGGACAUGCGACUAUAUUGGGGAUAUGCCCUGGGAUUUUGGACAGUUUGAAGAGGACAUCCUUGACAUUUGCCUGAAAAUCCUGGACCUCAACCCAAAAUGUUUAGACAACGCAGCCGAAGAUUUCUCUGCACGCUGCAACCCCAUCUAUGUCGGCAGGGUGGUCAGCGCUAUGAUUAACUGUAAUGACGACAGCGGCGUGCUACAGGGAAAUUGGAGCGGUUGUUAUUUUUCCGGAAUGUCUCCGUUACACUGGAACGGCAGCGUGGACAUCCUGAGGACGUGGAAGGAGAGUGAAUACCGCCCCGUGAAAUAUGGCCAGUGCUGGGUGUUUGGUGGGGUCAUGUGCACAGUCCUGAGGUGCUUGGGAAUUCCCUGUCGCCCGGUGACAAAUUUUGAGUCUGCUCAUGAUACUCAUGGAAAUCUAAUAAUUGAUGACUACUACUCUGACCACGGUGUCGAACCCAAGGAGUGUGAAGACAGUAUAUGGAACUACCAUGUGUGGGUAGAAGCCUGGAUGAGACGCCCUGAUCUCCCUGGAGAACCAUUUUAUGAUGGCUGGCAGGUUCUGGAUCCCACCCCUCAGGAGCUGAGUGAUGGGGUACACUGCUGUGGGCCAGCUCCAGUGAAGGCUGUACAUGAGGGUCACACAGACCUGAAGUACGACCUGCCUUUCGUCUUUGCUGAGGUCAAUGCGGACCGGGUCACCUGGCAACUCAAGGCAGAUGGGUCACAGAAGAAGAUGCACUCGGAAACAAAGGCAGUGGGUUGGAACAUCAGCACUAAAGCAGUGGGCAGUGACGAACGAGAAGACAUCACUGGACACUACAAGCAUGCAGAAGGUUCAAAGAAGGAAAGGAAGGCGUUCAAAGAAGCGGUGAGGAGAACGGAAAAGCGCAGGAAGCUGGAGUCAGACGAACCCCCUCCCGAAAUCUCAGUGAAGAUCGAAGAGAAGAGCAAGCCAAUGAACGGCAAGGACAUCGACCUGGUGAUCCGACUGCAGAGCCCCACACCGCAAAAUCUGUUAGUCCAUGCCAAUGCCCAGGUCAUGCUCUACAACGGCAUGCUGGAAUCCAACAUCUGGAGUGAAGAAAUACCAGUAAAGUUACUGGCCAACAAAGAGCUAAAGGUCCCUUUCCAGAUUCCCUUCUCCAAGUAUGGGAGUCACAUACAGGGAACCAACAGCAUCAAAGUGUCAGCAGUAGUCAAUGACAAGGAGAACACUGAGGAGGUCUACAUGGCAGAGAGGAACAUUGUGCCUGAAAAUCCUCCCAUCAGCAUUUCUGUCACUGGAAAGCAUAUGCAGUUCAAAAGCAUGCAGGCAACGAUCACGUUUGAUAACCCCUUGGACGUGGCUCUGAAUGACUGCUCCAUAACACUCACUGCCAGUGGAUUAUUCAAGCACAGUACAGAAGCCAAGUUGGAGUCUCUCGACCCAGGCGCGCGACUUGUUGUUCUGGUCCCCUUUACACCAUACAAAUCUGGACGCAAGAGGCUGGUGGCUGAUUUCGACUGUGACCGGUUCCGGGACAUCAAAGCCCGCUGUACCGUAGAUGUUGAACGCUUUGCCAUUGUCUAGGGUACAAUGUAGCUGUUAACUCCCUUUAAAUGGACUCAGAUACAGUUUAAUGUUACAUCCAUUUUACAAAUUCUAUGGUGAAGGUCCAGGAAGAUGGCAAGACAAGGAUUUUGUUUAUUUUCUGUAGCUAUGGUGAUGAAUAUGCAGUGUGUGAAUGACUAUACUUGUAAAUCAGAGAUGGAAUAAAGCUCCUUUACUCCAUAUAAA